UUCAUUCCAUAAAACUACACUUCUCUAACACCCUUCAACCGUUCAACGGCUCGCUUUUAUUUUUUCCACUCGGAGCUUCGCUCUGUGAGAAAGAAACAGAGAGACAAAGCGCAUGACUCGUUUUCAAACGGAAAUCUGGAGCAGAAGAAGAACGAUGGAGAUUUUUCUAGGGUUUUUCUUCUCGGUUUCCUUGUUUCAGAUCUUAUUUACACUAUCUAUAGUCACUGCAGAGAGGUCUGAUACACGGCUUCUUUUGACUCCUUCUGUCACAUCAGGGGAAAGGCAUUCUGAAGAGUAUUGUGCAAUGUAUGACAUCUGUGGACAACGAGAGGAUGGCAAAUUAUUGAACUGUCCAUACGGUUCCCCUACCGUGAAGCCAGAUGAGUUGCUUUCAUCAAAGAUCCAAAGUUUAUGUCCUACAAUUACUGGAAAUGUUUGUUGUACAGAAGCUCAGUUUAAUACAUUACGGGAACAAGUCCAGCAAGCGAUCCCUUUUCUUGUAGGUUGUCCAGCGUGCUUGAGAAACUUCUUAAAUCUAUUCUGUGAGCUUACCUGCUCUCCAAAUCAGAGUUUAUUUAUCAAUGUGACUGCUAUUUCCAAGGUUAAUAACAAUAUGACUGUGGAUGGGAUUGAUUUUUACGUAACUGACAGUUUUGGUGAAGGGUUAUAUGAUUCUUGCAAGGAUGUAAAGUUUGGUACCAUGAAUUCUCGGGCUAUACAAUUUAUUGGUGCUGGUGCUCAAAAUUUUAAAGAAUGGUUUGCCUUUAUUGGUAGACAGGCUGAACUGCGCGCGCCUGGUUCACCAUAUGCCAUUAAAUUCCUUUCAAAUGCUACUGAGUCAUCUGGAAUGAAACCUAUGAAUGUUUCUAUUUACUCAUGUGGUGAUAUUUCAUUGGGCUGCUCCUGUGGUGAUUGCCCCUCAUCUCCAGUCUGCUCUAAUACAGCUCCUCCUGCUCACCACAAAGCAGGUUCCUGUUCACUGAGAGUUGGGUCUCUAAAGGCCAAAUGUAUUGACUUUGCUUUAGCAAUCCUGUAUAUCACAUUGGUUUCUAUGUUUUUAGGAUGGGGUUUGUUUCAUCGGACAAGAGAAAGGAACCCACGUUCUAGAACAAAACCAUUUUUGAAUGUCAACGAUGGUGGUCAACUACAUUCUGUUAACAGGCAAAAGGAUGAAAACCUCCCUAUGCAGAUGCUUGAAGAUCAUCCUCAAAUUAGGAAUGGGGUCCAACUUUCAGUAGUGCAAGGAUACAUGUCAAACUUCUAUAGGAGAUAUGGAACAUGGGUUGCUAGAAAUCCAACCUUAGUUUUGUGUUCAUCAUUGGCAAUGGUUCUUGUGCUUUGUUUGGGUCUAGUCCGUUUCAAGGUGGAAACACGGCCUGAGAAGCUGUGGGUAGGGCCUGGGAGUAAAGCUGCAGAAGAGAAGCAAUUUUUUGACAGCCACCUUGCACCUUUUUACAGAAUCGAACAGCUUAUAUUAGCAACAACUCCAGAUGCUGUGGAUGGCAAAUUACCAAGUAUAGUGACGGAGGACAACAUCAAGUUACUUUUUGAAAUCCAAAAGAAGGUUGAUGGAAUUCGUGCAAAUUAUUUAGGAUCAAUGAUAAGUCUCAAUGAUAUUUGUUUGAAGCCGCUAGACCAGGAUUGUGCCACUCAAAGUGUUCUGCAGUAUUUUAAGAUGGAUCCAGAAAAUUACGAUAAUUAUGGGGGAGUUGAACACCUUAAGUAUUGUUUUGAGCAUUAUUCUUCUGCAGAUAAAUGUAUGAGUGCAUUUAAAGGUCCUCUAGAUCCAAGCACUGCAUUAGGAGGUUUCCCUGGGAACAAUUAUUCUGAGGCUUCUGCAUUCAUAAUAACUUACCCUGUAAACAAUGCUAUUGAUAAAGAAGGGAACGAAACGCAAAAGGCAGUGGCUUGGGAGAAAGCUUUUAUUCAGUUAGUGAAGGAUGAGUUGUUGCCGAUGGUGCAAUCAAAAAAUGUAACAGUUUCUUUUUCAUCGGAAAGCUCCAUUGAGGAAGAAUUAAAAAGAGAAAGUACUGCAGACGCUAUUACUAUUGUGAUAAGCUACCUUGUGAUGUUUGCUUACAUUUCUCUUACUUUGGGUGAUACACCUCGUUUAUCUUCUUUCUAUAUUUCAUCUAAGGUAUUGCUUGGUCUCUGUGGAGUUAUGCUUGUCAUGUUGUCCGUUCUCGCUUCUGUUGGAUUUUUUAGCGCCAUUGGAGUUAAAUCUACACUAAUCAUUAUGGAAGUUAUUCCAUUUCUCGUUCUAGCUGUUGGGGUGGAUAAUAUGUGUAUUCUGGUGCAUGCUGUUAAGCGGCAACCUUUAGAGUUGCCUUUAGAAGGACGGAUAAGCAAUGCACUUGUGGAAGUUGGACCAUCCAUAACACUAGCCAGUCUUUCAGAGGUUUUAGCCUUUGCAGUUGGGAGUUUUAUUCCCAUGCCAGCUUGCCGUGUGUUCUCCAUGUUUGCAGCAUUGGCUGUUCUCCUGGACUUCCUUCUGCAAGUUACUGCUUUUGUUGCUUUGAUUGUUUUUGACUUUCUCCGAGCUGAGGAUAAGAGAGUUGAUUGCUUUCCUUGUGUAAGAGUUUCUUCAUCUUAUGCUGACUCUGAUAAAGGCAUUGAUCACAGAAAACCUGGAAUCCUGGUUCGAUAUAUGAAGGAAGUCCAUGCACCUAUUCUCAGUCUUUGGGGAGUGAAAAUAAUUGUCAUUUCUCUCUUUCUUGGAUGUGCAUUGGCUAGCAUUGCAUUAUGCACUAGGAUUGAACCUGGUUUGGAACAAAAAAUUGUUCUUCCCCGAGACUCCUAUCUUCAGGGGUAUUUUAAUAAUGUUUCAGAGUAUCUCAGAAUUGGACCACCACUCUAUUUUGUUGUGAAGAACUAUAAUUAUAGCUCAGAAUCAAGACAUACAAACCAGUUAUGCUCCAUUAGCCAAUGUGAGUCAGACUCCCUUUUAAAUGAGAUUGCAAGAGCGUCCUUAACACCAGAAUCAAGUUACAUUGCUAUGCCAGCUGCAUCAUGGCUUGAUGAUUUUCUUGUGUGGAUGUCACCAGAAGCAUUUGGGUGCUGUCGGAAGUUCACAAAUGGGAGUUACUGCCCCCCUGAUGAUCAGCCUCCUUGCUGUUCUUCAAAUGAUGUUGCUUGUGGCAUGAAUGGAGUAUGCAAAGACUGUACCACGUGCUUCCGUCACUCAGAUUUGCAGAAUGAUCGUCCAUCUACAGUGCAAUUUAAGGAGAAGCUUCCAUGGUUCCUGGAUGCUCUACCCUCUGCUGAUUGUGCUAAAGGUGGCCAUGGGGCUUACACUACUAGUGUGGAACUAGAAGGAUAUGACAAUGGUAAUAUUCAAGCAUCAUCAUUCCGUACGUAUCAUACCCCCCUAAACAAGCAGGUUGACUAUGUUAAUUCAAUGAGGGCUGCUCGAGAGUUCAGUUCAAAGGUUUCUGAUUCUUUGAAGAUUGAGAUCUUCCCAUAUUCAGUGUUUUAUAUGUUUUUUGAGCAAUACCUUGAUAUAUGGAGGACAGCACUGAUCAACCUUGCCAUAGCAAUUGGUGCAGUGUUUAUUGUUUGUUUAAUUAUCACAAGCAGUUUUUGGAGUUCAGCAAUUAUUUUACUGGUGUUAGCAAUGAUUGUCGUGGAUCUCAUGGGUGUGAUGGCAAUUCUGGAGAUCCAAUUGAAUGCAGUCUCUGUUGUUAACCUUGUUAUGUCAGUGGGCAUUGCUGUUGAAUUUUGUGUGCAUGUGACACAUGCUUUCUCGGUAAGCAGUGGAGAUAAAGACCAACGCACAAAGGAGGCUCUGGGUACAAUGGGGGCAUCUGUCUUCAGUGGAAUCACAUUGACAAAGCUAGUUGGAGUGAUUGUUCUUUGUUUCUCAAGGACAGAAGUUUUUGUGGUUUAUUACUUUAAAAUGUACCUGGCACUGGUGCUUCUUGGUUUCUUGCAUGGACUUGUAUUCUUACCCGUAUUUUUGAGCAUGUUUGGUCCUCCUUCUAGAUGCGUGCUUGUCGAGCAGGGUGAAGAUCAUCCAUCUGCUUCAUAACAGUUAUAGGAAACCAUUUUUUGUUAAUGUCCUCUUUUAUACUGAGAUUGCAUGUAUCAUCAGUGCUAGAAGAUAUUUGAAUAGCUUCCAAAAUGUAGUAUAUAAUUUUCUAGUGAUGAGGAAAAAGAAAAGGGAAAAAAAGGUAAGCAAAAUUUACCCUCCUUUACGUCUCACUUUAGUAAUUUGACACAUAGAAUGAGAAUGUCAAUAACUUUGGUUUGGCUUCUGGUCCAUCAAGGCUGAUAGUAUCUCCUCUGAUGUACAAUUAAGAUGAAAGGAAGAAAUUUUAUUAGUAACAUUGAUGAAAGAAUGAGUUAAAGUUGUUUGAA
Quercus robur (English oak) is the source of this 4356-nucleotide messenger RNA. RefSeq lists its product as uncharacterized. The record is from RefSeq and is a predicted model, not a curated record. Lineage: Eukaryota; Viridiplantae; Streptophyta; Magnoliopsida; Fagales; Fagaceae. Gene Ontology annotation, cellular component: membrane. Gene Ontology annotation, molecular function: lipid carrier activity. The transcript has 39 exons. Bases 113 to 4027 code for a protein of 1304 amino acids.